UGAAUUGUAAGUGCCAAACGGUAUCAAAACCAGAAAUCGCACGUAAUUUAAACAAAAUAUUUGUUUAAUACAUAAAAAUAAAAUGUAUGUGUGCAAAAAGGGAAAAUAGAAAUAAAGAACAAUAAAAUAUCAAUAACCCUAAAUAUGCAAAGAAAAGAAUAUACACACUAAAUGAUCAGUUCAACGAUGUUAAAACAAUUAUAGCUUAUAAAUUAUAAGAGCAAAUCGCGACCUGCAAUACCCUUUAACUUAAAAGUAAACUCAAAAUAUUGAAGAUCCUAUAACUCCAGUGACUCUCAAAUCGUGUAACAUGCCUAGUUCAACAGUGGCUGCACAACUGUGAAACAGCUGUAAAACGCGUUGCCAUAAAACACUUAGUGCCUCUCGUUCCAACGCAAUGCAACGCAGGCCAUCUCGCUCGGCGCUCUCUCCCUCGCUGUUCGGCGAAUUCAGACAAAAACAAACCAUUAAAAGCGCGGCGAAAAGAGCGCGUGCACUUGUCUGUCAAGAUUAUGGCGGUUUCAGUCACUUUGUUGCUGUUUCUGUGUGUUCUCUGUUAUUUUUUUCGCAUUUCGCAGCGACGGCGAAGAAGAAGAAGAGCGCCGACGGCAACUCCUAUUUUUCUUCAUGUGCCAUUUUUUUUGUUUUUGGCUUUCUGUUUCGGUUCUUGCUUGAGUGAGUGAGCGGGAGCGAGCGAGAUGGCGCCACAUCAAGUUGAUAUCGUGUCGUCGUCUUCAUCUUUUGCUGUCGCUCGUCGUUUGCGUUUGAUAAAUUGCGUUUAUAAGAAAGAGAUGAAUUGUCAUGCACACAACACACACUUCUCUGCCGGCGUCGACGGCGACGCCGACUGCGCUGCCGGCGUUAACAUCACUGUAGGUGUUCGCAAGUGUAUGCCUGUGUGUGUGUGCGAGUGUGUGCGUGAGUGUUUAAAUCAUAUUGGCUGGCCCCCCAAUUGGUGUGAGUGCACGUGUAUGGGUGAGCUUUCCCUCUCUUCCCUCUCUUUCGCUCGUCUGGGAUUGGAAGUUUCCAAAUGCAAUUUUCCUUGAGGUUUUCCCGAGUCGGUUCCUUUUCGGGUUUUCUUCUUUCAUUUGUUUUUUUCCCAUUUUUUUUUGGUUCGCUAGCUGGGUGGAGACCCAGCCCCCUAAACUCGCUCCCGGCCCCCCUUUGGACCCAACCCCUCCCAUUCGCUCUGCUCGCCUCUUGAUUAUUUUCCUUUUUUUGGGUGAUUUAAAUUUCAUGGUCCCUUCAAUUUGGCAAAGUUCUAAAUAUUAAAUUAAAUUCCUCUUUCAUUUGGGAAAAUUCUUGAGCUUUUCUGGAGCUGUCCAACGGCUUUAGGAACAUCUUUCAGAUUUUCCUGAUUUAAAAAGCAUAUUGACUCAACAGUAUAUGUAGUCAUAGUAAAGUUUAUUUAAAGCUUAUUAUUAAAGUAUUUUUUAUAGAACUCAUUAUAGAACAAAUUUCUAUGUUUAUAUUUGUUCUUCAGUCUUAAGACUUCAUAUUAAGAAAUAGUCAACGCUUUAUUUACAUUCUUGGAAAUGCAAGUUAUCUCUUCUUAUCAAGUUUCAUCGGAAAACAGUUUGUCACUCAGCGAAAUUCUGCGAACUUAGUAAAUUCUAGUCCUCGACUAUCACUUCCCAGGAAACCUCGAAUUUUCUCAAACAAAUAGACUUAAUUUUAUUAAAAUUUCGUGGGGAUCCUUGAACUUUGCUACCGCGUCGAUCGAUCUGCGGCUUUCGCAUUUAAUUUGGUCACUCAAGAGUCCGAGAAGUUCCCACACUUGGCGUUUGCCUAAUUUAUUGCACUUAAUUGAUUCGAUUUUAUGUGAUUUUUGUUUCACAUAAAUUACCCGACUUCUCGACCCAGCAGAAGCGCCAAAGUUGGCCGGCUGAAAAAAGCCAAAAGAAAGCGAGUCCCAAAACCAAAAAAAAAAAAAGAAGGAAAAGGGGGAAAGAGGGAAAAAGCAGCCGCAAAUCAAUCAAAGUCUCAUAAAUUUGUCAAAGUGUUGACGAGACGCAGAAACAGAGCACCUAUAUCAUGCAUAGCUCCCAAGAUUUCGGGGGUUUUGGGACUCCCGGAUGAAAUGGCAACCAGAUUAAGUGCAACAUCAUCUUUUUGACCAGCGAAAACAGACACGGGAAAUCCUUUUGGCGAGCGUCGGAAAACAAACAAGGCUAUUUUUCAUUUUCCUAAAAACGCCGGCCAAAUCGCCCCGUCUCUCUCGCUCGCCAGUAUCCCCGUCUCUUUCGGCGUAAUGGCAACUGCAGCGCCAAGCCAAAAAUACGCUGGUGAAAAAUGGCCUGGGAAUAUGUGUUAACUGCUUUUUAAACUGCCACGAGGACGACGACACGACAGUAACAAUAACAGCAACAAUAGACAGGAUUUCGGGCUGAAUACGAAGAUGGGCAUACCCUGGAUUUUGGGGAUCAGACUUGGUAAUUUGUUAAACAUUUUUCUGGUUAAAAUCACGGCUAAGUUAGCAAAACACUUGAUUGGAAAAUGGACCCACAAUACUCGUCGUGGAAAAAUUAGUAAAUUUGCAAUAUAUCAAUACCACCUUUUGCCGUUACAGGGUAUAUAGAAAACCAAUAUUAGUAGGUUCGCCAGACAGGAGAGCAGAAUGACCUGCAGAAUAUGCAAUUUUCGGUGAAUGUUUUUGACAAUUUAUCGCCGUGCCAUUUGUUGUUGUUCCUCAAGAAACAGAGGAAACAGAGAGAGGAGAGGCCCGAACAGCUGUUUGUUGUUGUCAGGAUCGCAUAUCCUUCCAAAGUGGCCAGAUCACCGUUACAAGCAAAAAAGAACGCCAUAAAGGAACUGCAGCGAAAAGUUUGUUUUCGUCGUCGCCGUUUCUUCCUCUUCUUCUCCUUAGAGUUUCUUCUCUUUUUUGCCGCUUUUCUUCGAAGGCGUUGCCUAUUCGCGCUGAAGUAUGUGUGUGCGAGUGUGUGUGUGGGGGGCCCGAGUGUGCCAAAAGAGAGCGAAAAGUGAGCGAAAGCUGAAGCUGAUGGACAACUGAAGCUUUCUCGCUGCCUUUCAACCUGUAAAGGUGCGGCGAAAGAGAGCCAAGCUGCCAACUGCCACUCACUCAAGCGAAAAUAACAAAUGGGAUUGGUUUUUGCUGAUUUUCGACGCUGACGCCGGCAGAGGGGCGAAAAACCCAUAAGCCGUCUCCUUUUGGCCAAAGCCAAAUAAAUUUCAAACGCGGCGAACAUUGCGCAAAAAGAGGCGAAAACUGAGAAUGAGAAAGAGAUAGAGCACCGCUGUACGGUACCGUAUAUGCAUGUGAAUGACAAGUGUGUGCAUGACAGAAGAGGCGUACCAACAAAUCAGUCAUCGUCGCCCAGGAUGCGAGAGCGCCUGCGCUCUCUCGCCGCCAGCAAUUCGCCGGAGCGUGCGCAUAAACCAUAUAUUCCUCUCGCUUGCACUCGCUGAGUUAUGGCCAUGAGCGAGUUAAUGGCACAAUUGUUGCAUCUGAACAGAGCGGGGCAGCUGCAUGAUUGACAAUCAUGCCGCACCGCUUGCACCCGUGUACUUUGCUGUUGUUUGCCGCUCAGCGCUCUCUUCGCUGUUAGUUAACAGCGAUGUUAGGAGUGGAAACACGUCCGACUGUAGCGUAAAUUCAAACGUAUCUGGCGGGUUGGUUUUUCGAUGAAAUAUCUUUCAUCCGCACAGUGUAUUUUUGACUGCGAAGCGCGUACGACGUGUGUCUGUGUUGCGUUGCGUUCGAAUAAAAAAGAGAAGAAAAGCGAAAAAGCGUUGCCGUCGGUGAAGUUUAUUAUUAUUAUGAUUAUUAUUAUUGCCCGUUAACCACGCGUUUUGCCAUCAAUCAGCAAAUAAACAACACAAGAAACACAUUGGAAAUCGCGCGCGUUUUUCCAUCGCGCGAACCAAACAAUCACGUUUUAAAGUGUGUUUUUCAAUCACAAUCGAAAAGUUCUUCUUUUCACAAAUUGAAGGCCCAAAUAAAUACUGUUAUUUGAGGGCCGCGGAGGGAAUUUCUUUCAACGAGGGGAUCCCGCCGAUCCCCCCGCAAAAAACAAAGAAACACGCAAUUUGCCGUCGCAAAAACACCACACAAUAUAUUGCAUUAUAUAUUAACAAUAUAAUUUGUUCAUCUCUAGUAACGUAGUAUGUAGAAGCAGCUGUGAUAAAUAGUGCGCAUAUUAUACGAAAAAAGCAAAAAGAGUAUACGACAAACAAAUAAAAAUUAAAAGCAACCACAACUACUACUAUAAAAAUAACCAAGGAAAAGGCAAGGAAACUCGCAAAAUAAGAGAGAACGAGGAAAGGGGAAAACGCCAUGGAUUUAUGACAACAACAAAUGCAACCCAGUAACAAAUGAUGUUGCAUCAACUACUACAAUACACGAGUAUACCAAGAACAACAACAACAACCACAACUGCAACGGCAACCAACAACAAAUUGUAUACGAUUUUUAUAAACCAAACAAAUGCUAUGUAAAUAAUUAUUAUAACAAACACACAAGUAAAAAACAUUCAGAAACAGAUCUCCCGCUCUAGAAAACAAACAACAAACGCGCGCGUAACAAAAACGAAAACAACAACAUCAACAAUACAACAAGUAUACAAACGUAAUAAUAAUACAUAAAAUCUAAACAAAUGUGCCUGUGUUAAAUAAAAAAGAAAGCAAAAUCAAGAAGCAAAGCGUUCAAAAAGCAAAGGCUUCCAAAUACAUGAAAAUAGUGCAAAACAUAUAAAACAAAAUCCCAGAAAAUAAAAUCCAAAACUAAAAGAACUGGAAAAGCCAAGAGCUAAAACUAAAGGACUUCAAGCGGGCAGCUACAGUAGAGCUUCCCUAUAACCGAAGCAGUUGCAGCGGCGGAGCGGAACGUCGGUCAGUGUGUUGCGCCCCCAUUUGUUGUUCCUACUGUAAAAAGUGGCACAAAUCGGGUUAGACGUCGCUCCCAGAGCAUUAAUGGCUCAGCCCAGGUACGACGAUGGCCUACACGGCUACGGCAUGGACUCCGGAGCCGCAGCAGCGGCCAUGUACGAUCCACACGCCGGUCACCGGCCGCCCGGACUGCAGGGCCUCCCCUCGCACCACUCUCCGCACAUGACGCACGCAGCGGCGGCGGCGGCCACAGUGGGCAUGCACGGCUACCAUUCGGGGGCCGGGGGUCAUGGAACACCUAGUCAUGUAUCGCCGGUCGGUAAUCACCUAAUGGGCGCAAUACCCGAAGUACACAAACGUGAUAAGGAUGCGAUUUAUGAACAUCCGCUAUUCCCGCUUUUGGCGCUGAUCUUCGAGAAGUGCGAAUUGGCCACAUGUACGCCGAGGGAGCCCGGGGUGCAAGGUGGCGAUGUCUGUUCGUCGGAAUCGUUCAACGAGGAUAUUGCAAUGUUCAGUAAACAGAUAAGAUCACAGAAACCCUAUUAUACCGCAGAUCCCGAAGUCGACUCACUGAUGGUGCAAGCAAUACAAGUACUUCGGUUUCACCUUUUAGAAUUAGAAAAAGUACACGAGUUAUGCGAUAACUUCUGUCAUCGGUAUAUAUCGUGUUUAAAGGGUAAAAUGCCAAUAGAUUUAGUGAUCGACGAACGGGACACCACCAAACCACCGGAGUUGGGAUCGGCGAACGGAGAAGGGCGCAGCAACGCCGACUCCACAUCGCACACCGAUGGAGCUAGUACACCAGACGUUCGGCCGCCGAGCUCAUCGCUGUCCUACGGCGGCGCAAUGAACGACGACGCCCGAUCGCCGGGCGCUGGUAGUACUCCCGGUCCACUGUCACAGCAGCCACCUGCCCUAGAUACAUCAGACCCUGAUGGUAAGUUCUUAUCAUCACUCAAUCCUUCAGAACUAACAUAUGAUGGACGAUGGUGUCGAAGAGAAUGGUCCUCACCUGCCGAUGCUCGCAAUGCAGACGCCUCCCGGCGAUUGUAUUCCUCAGUCUUCCUCGGUAGUCCUGACAACUUCGGAACGAGUGCAAGCGGUGAUGCCAGCAAUGCCAGCAUAGGAAGUGGAGAGGGCACCGGCGAGGAGGACGACGAUGCGAGCGGCAAAAAGAACCAAAAGAAACGUGGCAUUUUCCCAAAAGUAGCAACCAACAUAUUGAGAGCGUGGCUGUUUCAGCAUUUAACGCAUCCCUACCCAUCCGAGGACCAGAAGAAACAAUUGGCCCAGGACACCGGCCUAACGAUACUGCAAGUGAAUAAUUGGUUCAUCAAUGCGCGGCGGAGAAUCGUCCAGCCGAUGAUCGAUCAAUCGAAUCGUGCAGUCUAUACACCGCAUCCAGGUCCCUCCGGAUAUGGCCACGACGCCAUGGGCUACAUGAUGGACAGCCAGGCGCAUAUGAUGCACCGUCCGCCCGGAGAUCCGGGCUUCCACCAGGGCUAUCCGCAUUACCCGCCCGCCGAGUACUACGGCCAGCACUUGUAAUCCUCGUAAUCCGGCCCCGAACCGGAACCGGAAAUGGAACUGGAACUGGUACUGGAAAUGGAACUGGAACUGAAACUGCAGCCAGAGAGCUCUCCGACGGAAGCGAUCAAGCCAAAAUCAUAGCUUAAAUUUUACCACCACCCAACACUGGAGACAAAGGACGAAGGACGAAGGACGAGGUACGAAGGAGCUGAAUGAAUACACAAGGAUCCGAUCCCAAAACUAUAGCAUACCAUACCGCGUGGCAAUAUCAGUCAAGUAAUAGCAAACAAAAAACAACAAGCAAAGAACAACAAACGUAGUAAAAUCUAUACAAAAUGAUAUUAGCUAAGCAACAGCGACAACAACAACAAAAACAACAACAGCAACAUAAAGAACAACCACAACAACAACAAAAGAAAAACAGCAGAAUCCAGAACAACAAAAAGCACCAGCAACAACAAACCACAUCAAAAAGAAACCAGAAAUUUGAAAAGAAACUAUUUGUGUAUACCUUAAACAUAAAUAACAAAAGCAGAAAAAAGGGAAAAUAAAAGCAAGAAAAAAGAAAUAUUUAUGCAUAAACAAAAAUGAAACGCUUAGCUAUAAGUUAAAUAAACAAAAUAAAACCAGAACUCACACACACAUACACACACACACACAGACACACCGAGACGCAACACAACAAUUUGAAAUGCAAAUUUUUAUGUUCAAAGCUGCAGAGUGCAAAACACAACAUUUUAAAGCAUGAAUUUAGGCGCAGUCCAGAAAGGAUACAAAAUUGGAUAGGACAUACAAAAUUUAAGCGACAUUUCGUUCGGAUUUGUUAUAGAUUUUAGUUUGAAUUUAGAAAAUGCCCCGCCCCACCAGGAAAUCAAGGGAAAACCAAACCAAUAGCAGCAGCAGCAGCAGCGAAAUUCGAUCGAGUUUGAAUAUAAUUUGCGCAAUGGAAGGACGAGAGGAGAAUUCUUUGCUAGUUCUUAGUUUCAUUUUAGUUAUGUAACAAGUCAGUUGUAGUAACGCUUUGUUUUCUAUACCUUUACGCAUAUGUAUAUGUACAUACAAAACAAAUCGAUAACAAACUAUAGAUACUAUACAUACAUACGUACAUCUACGUUUAGGCGAUAGCACCCUACUAUAUAUCCUACGUUUAGACGAUUAAUUUAAAUAAAUUGAAUUGUUUUCUAAUUUUAUGCCUUGCAACACUUAAGUAAAAACGAAAUGGAAUUUAAUUUUUACAAAAGGGAAAGAUGAUCACUAGACGAGGAACAUUAUGAUUUGAAUUUGUUUUAGAGUUUUCAUUGUGUGCGGAUCUUGUAGUAUUAUUUUCCAACUGAAGCACACCGACCGAUUUGAAUAUAUGAAUAUAUAUAUUAAUAUGUAUAUGUAUAUGUAUGGAUUUUAUGCGAGAAACAAACAGUACGAUACAAAUAAUGGCAUAGGCAUAUACAUAACUCUGAAUAUGUAUACGUAAUAUUAAUAAUAAAUUAUGCUUACGUUUAAACUGUACUUUUAUUUAUGUAUUCUAAUUUGUAUGCGUUAAUCCUUAGUUAACUAUUAUUAUUAUUAUUACAUUUACUUAAUUAAUGAUUUAAAUUUAACUAAUUCAAGAGGAUAGAAUUGUACGAGAGAUGAUUUAUUGAUGAAAACAAAAAUGCAUAUAUGAGAAAAUAUUUGAAAAAAUAAUCCUUUUCGUGUUUUUAUUUGAUUUUGGUUAUGAUUUCUUUUCAGCGCGGGCAAAUACUUAUGUUUUUGUUGGGGGGAUAUAGACUCCAAGAGCCUUAUCUCCUCUCCCAGGAUAUGUUUAUUUUUAUUCCUGUUGGAUCUUUUGGCAAACGCGUCACAUGCUAAGGAACUGAAUUGAAUUUACAUUGCUUGUGAAUCUGAUUAAUCUUAAAUGGUAACGAAUAUACGUAAAUGCAGAGGGCAACAAAUUGAAAUUUAAGUAUUUAGUUUGAAACUUAUUAACUAUGAAUAGAUUGAAGGUGAAGGUGUGGAAAGCGAGUACCUAUUUUGAAAAUACAAACGCGAAUUAAGAUGGAUUACUUAGCCUGCUCUUUGAACGAAACUUGAGCUUCUUUUGCAUGGGAACCCAACAUUUUAUUGGCAUACACACUUAGGCAAACUCAUCUAACUUCUUACCGACUACACUCGAAACAAUCACUCAAAUGUAUACGAACUUCUCUAAGAAUCCCCAAGGAUGAAAACCUUAUGCGAAUUUUUUGCACCUAACAAGCGAAGCGAUAAAUUUAUUUACAAAAUUUUGCUAAAUUGCAAAUGCUGUAAUUGCGAAUAGAAAUUGAAAUUGAAAUUGAAUUAAAGGUAAAUCGAACAUUUUCACAAUUAUACAUCAGAACUAUACGAUAUACGAGUACGAGUACGCAUCGCUAGUAAUUUAUUAGACAUAUAUAUAAAGUAGUUAAAUAAUCGACCCAACAAUUGACUUGAGAAACGUUUAAACGCAAACGCAAACGCAAAUUGUACAGAACGCCUUAAAUGAGAAACCAAAGUGGAAGCAUUGAAUGAAUGAAUGAUGUAUACGAGUCUAUAUACAGAACAUAAACUAUACCUAGUUAUACCUAACUAAAUUUUAAUAAAUCUCGAAUAGUAUAUAUAUAUAAAUAUAUAUAUAUAUAUAUAACUAUAUAUCAUACACUUUAUGGCUUAAGAAAAGGGAACCAAAUGCAGUCGAGUCGGAAGGCAGUGAGUGAUAUCCCCCACAGUUGUUGGAUCUGAGAAUUCCCGAGAGUUUCUAAGUAUUUUGUAUGAGCUUCUUUUAUAUGCCCCUUCAACAUUCGAUCGUGGGGAUGUUCAAUAUCUGAUCCAGAGUAUCGUAUCUGGGGGAUAUGCUGCUCGCUGCGCCGAACCGACAAAAGCUUGUAAAUUAAAUCAGUGCGAUUGAUUGUGAGGGGGGAUAUGGCAAUAUUUGUGCGUAUCGGAUCGAUGUGGAUAAGCACCCACAAUAAUCCAGAUAAUGAGCUAUACGAUUUAUAAUACGCAUUGUAUAUGGGACGGACGAACUCAAAGGCUUUUUCGUUUGAAAUCAUUUGCGUGUCGGAAUUUAAAUUAAAAUGUGAUUUUUCUCGAAACUUUAAUGUAUACGCCGUAAAUAUUAUGAAUAUGAUUAUAAAGUGCUGCAGCAACAUUAUUAUUACCAUUAUGAUUAUUACUAUUGAUAAAUCGAUUAAAAAUUUACAUAUUCAAGUGUAAUGUAUGUAAUAAAUAUUGUACAUUUUUGAUAACUUCCCCGUAGACUACACUGUAAAUAUAUCGCAACCUUUGCAUACAUCACCCACACUUAAGUACAUUACACUAAUUGUAGAGCUAAGUUUAAACCUAAUCUAAAGCUAGAUCCUAGCGAUAAAUGGUAAGGGACGAUAGGGCGCAGAAAUGCAACCCUGAGCAUAGACUAAAAUGCACCAGAAGUAAAUUAACAAAGGACAUGUUAAAAUGAUUGAACAAUUUAUACAACUUACCCACGCGACAGCAUCAAGUAAAUCCAAAAGAAUGAAAGAGCUAGAAAUAGAAUGAGACACUUGCGAGAAAGAGAGAGCUAGCGAGCGAGCGAGCGAGACAGAGCACUGGAGUUAGAAAGGGAGAGCUAACUCUGAAGUGCGAAAUGCAGAAAUUAAAUCAAUAAAACAAAAGAAAAGCAAGGAAAGGAAAACUCUAAGAAGUAAAAACUAUAAAUAUAUUUAUAUGGAGAAUUGAAUUAAAUAAAUGUUUGUGCGUGUAAAAAUUAACUUUAACUAAAUUGCUAGACUUAAAGGCCAGAAUGAAUUAAAUAUAAAUAUAUUGAAAGGAAACAGUAUCAUUAAAUUAAUUAACUAAUUGAAGCUUCUAUGUAAAGAACUAAAAACCAAUUAACGAAUUCCUGAACUUGUUGGCGCCCCAAAAUCGCCAGAUAAAAGGCGUAGGAACCACAAGGGCGAAACAGAAUAUGGGGAAAUAUUGAACAUAAUUUUCAACUGUAAUAAAUUAUGAAAUAAAAGAUUAUGAAAACCAA
Messenger RNA from Drosophila yakuba, 10378 nucleotides. It is a transcript of the gene hth, whose product is annotated as homeobox protein homothorax. The transcript has 14 exons. The record is from RefSeq and is a predicted model, not a curated record. Bases 4930 to 6393 code for a protein of 487 amino acids. Gene Ontology annotation, biological process: positive regulation of cell population proliferation; brain development; eye development. Lineage: Eukaryota; Metazoa; Arthropoda; Insecta; Diptera; Drosophilidae. Gene Ontology annotation, molecular function: DNA-binding transcription activator activity, RNA polymerase II-specific; RNA polymerase II cis-regulatory region sequence-specific DNA binding.